Molecule: messenger RNA, 1431 nt
Organism: Trematosphaeria pertusa
Lineage: Eukaryota; Fungi; Ascomycota; Dothideomycetes; Pleosporales; Trematosphaeriaceae
Product: acyltransferase-domain-containing protein
Exons: 4
Coding region: 298-1236 (312 amino acids)
Biological process (GO): phosphatidic acid biosynthetic process
Cellular component (GO): endoplasmic reticulum; membrane
Molecular function (GO): 1-acylglycerol-3-phosphate O-acyltransferase activity
Source: RefSeq, a predicted model, not a curated record
AUUUCAACCCAAGGUAUAGCCCUGCUCUUAGAUCAUCAUCUGGAAGCCCUUCAAGGCCCGUUGAGAAAAUUCAACUUUGGUAUUUCAGCUCGUCGAUAAGCUCAACACAAGUCGUCGGGCGCACCCUUGCUUGCGGGAUCGGGAACAACUCUUAGCGAGCACCCAACCUCGGCGCCUCAACCUCAGGCGAGAGUCGAAAAAAAAUCUAGUGCCUCACGAAGCCCUACCCCAUCGAAUGCGCGCAACCGCUUGAUCCCCGAGUACCGGCCGCAACCUCACAGCUCCACGACGACCGCAAUGAGCUGGCUCCUCAACAUCAUGGCCGGCCCGCCGCUCCUGAUAAUAUUCCUCCGCACCAUCUCCAUCAUCCUGCCACGCAGGCUCGCGCAGCUUGCGUCCUUCGCCGCCUUUUUCCUCGCGUCCAUGAUCAUGUUGGGCAUCUGCGCCAUGUACGGCGUCUUCGCCAGUAUAUUUCUGCGGAUAAUUGGAUACGGGGGCCUUUCCCAGUGGACUGUGGCUCGCGCGUUCAAGUGGACAAUGUGGCUGUCAACCGGCGUGUCUUUCGUUGUGACAGACAGCGGGAAGAUCGAGGGCGGGCGCAGAGGUGGUGAGGAGGCAUUGCAGACCCGGCCCGCCGUCUUCGUGGGCAACCAUCAGACGGAACUCGACGUCCUCAUGCUCGGCUGCGUCUUCCCCAAGUACAUUUCCGUGACCGCAAAGAAGUCCCUCCAGUGGACGCCGGUCCUCGGCUGGUUCAUGGCCCUGUCCAAGACCGUCUUCAUCGACCGGGCGAACCGCACGACCGCGCGCGCAGCCUUCGACGGCGCCGCCAAGACCAUGCACUCGGAGCGCCAAUCCGUCUUCAUCUUCCCCGAAGGCACGCGCUCCUACGCCGAGAAGCCCGAACUGCUGCCCUUCAAGAAGGGCGCCUUCCAUCUCGCCAUCCAGGCCCAGGUGCCCAUCGUGCCCAUCGUCACCGCCAACUACAGCCAUGUGCUCAACGUCAAGAAGAAGAUCUUCAACCCCGGCGCCGUGGACGUUAGCGUGCUGCCGCCGAUUCCGACAAAGGGAUUGACAACUGCGGACGUGGAUGCGCUGGUGAAGAGGACGAGGGAUGCUAUGUUGGACGAGCUGAUUCGGCUCUCGCAUGUUUCGGGCACGGGGAAUGGCGUGCCGCUUCCGAGGGCGUCGGGGAGAGACGAAGACGAGAAGGCUGAGCUGAGGAAGAGGUAUUGAUCUUGCAUGGCGAGGCGUCGCGGGAUGGGAUUCGGAGUAUGCGGCGUUCAGAACGGCACUAUGGGAGAUAUCCAUGGAGAUGGUAGGACGGCGUUGUCUCGACUAGCAUGUAGACUUGCAGCCCUGAGCAGCUUUGAGAGAAAACUCGGCAUCGAUAACUAUAUGUCGCAAUGAAAGCAUUUCCGUAGCUGGUAC